GGGUUCUGCGCCGCCAUGUCGCGGAGGCUGCUGCCCCGGGCGGAGAAGCGGCGUCGGCGGCUGGAGCAGAGGCAGCAGCCGGACGAGCAGCGGAGGCGGUCGGGAGCGAUGGUGAAGAUGGCGGCGGCGGGCGGCGGAGGCGGCGGUGGCCGCUACUACGGCGGCGGCAGUGAGGGCGGCCGAGCCCCUAAGCGGCUCAAGACGGACAACGCUGGCGACCAGCACGGAGGCGGCGGCGGCGGCGGUGGAGGAGCCGGGGCGGCGGGUGGCGGCGGCGGGGAGAACUACGAUGACCCACACAAAACCCCUGCCUCCCCAGUUGUCCACAUCAGGGGCCUGAUUGACGGCGUGGUGGAAGCUGACCUUGUAGAGGCCUUGCAGGAAUUUGGACCCAUCAGCUAUGUGGUAGUAAUGCCUAAAAAGAGACAAGCGUUGGUGGAGUUUGAAGACGUGUUGGGGGCUUGCAACGCUGUGAACUACGCAGCCGACAACCAAAUCUACAUUGCUGGCCACCCAGCUUUUGUCAAUUACUCUACCAGCCAGAAGAUCUCCCGCCCCGGGGACUCGGAUGACUCCCGGAGCGUCAACAGUGUGCUUCUCUUUACCAUCCUGAACCCGAUUUAUUCCAUUACCACGGAUGUUCUUUACACUAUCUGCAACCCUUGCGGUCCAGUCCAGAGAAUUGUUAUUUUCCGGAAGAAUGGAGUCCAGGCCAUGGUGGAAUUUGAUUCUGUGCAGAGUGCCCAGCGGGCCAAGGCCUCGCUCAAUGGGGCUGACAUUUACUCAGGCUGUUGCACUCUGAAGAUUGAAUACGCGAAGCCCACACGCUUGAAUGUGUUCAAGAAUGAUCAGGAUACUUGGGACUACACAAACCCCAAUCUCAGUGGACAAGGUGAUCCUGGCAGCAACCCUAACAAACGCCAGAGACAGCCCCCUCUCCUGGGAGAUCACCCCGCAGAAUAUGGAGGGCCCCACGGUGGGUACCACAGCCAUUACCAUGAUGAGGGCUACGGGCCCCCCCCACCCCCACACCAAGGGGGGAAGGAUGGGCCCCCCGGGGGGGGUCACCGUCGGGGCCCAAGUCGCUACGGCCCCCAGUAUGGGCACCCCCCACCCCCUCCCCCACCACCCGAGUAUGGCCCCCACGCCGACAGCCCUGUGCUCAUGGUCUAUGGCUUGGAUCAAUCUAAGAUGAACUGUGAUCGGGUCUUCAAUGUCUUCUGCUUGUAUGGCAAUGUGGAGAAGGUGAAAUUCAUGAAAAGCAAGCCGGGGGCCGCCAUGGUGGAGAUGGCUGAUGGCUAUGCUGUGGACCGGGCCAUUACUCACCUCAACAACAAUUUCAUGUUCGGGCAGAAGCUGAAUGUCUGUGUCUCCAAGCAACCGGCCAUCAUGCCCGGGCAGUCCUACGGGCUAGAAGACGGGUCCUGCAGUUAUAAAGACUUCAGCGAAUCCAGGAACAAUCGGUUCUCUACUCCAGAGCAGGCAGCCAAGAACCGCAUCCAGCACCCUAGCAACGUGCUACACUUCUUCAAUGCCCCUCUGGAGGUGACUGAGGAGAACUUCUUCGAGAUCUGCGACGAGCUGGGAGUGAAACGGCCAUCUUCUGUGAAAGUAUUCUCAGGCAAAAGUGAACGCAGCUCCUCUGGGCUGCUGGAGUGGGAAUCCAAGAGCGAUGCCCUGGAGACUUUGGGCUUCCUGAAUCAUUACCAGAUGAAAAACCCAAAUGGUCCAUACCCUUACACUCUGAAGUUGUGUUUCUCCACCGCUCAGCACGCCUCCUAAUAGGUGCCCAGGAAGAGUCCCAUCUGAGCAGGAAAACAUUUCUCUUUCCUUUAUGCUGUUUUGUUUUGUUUCUUUUUUUUUUUUUUUUUCUUUUGCAAAAGUUCCUGUAUUCCUUUUUUUUAAAUGCUAGGUUAGUGGGCUUAACCAUAACGGAAACGCUGAAGUCUGGAGGGGGAGGGGAGGGGGACCUGAUAUCUCCCAAGAUUAACCUUCACUUUUUAAAAAAUUAUUGUACAUGUGAUUUUUUUUUUCCUGUUCCUACAUUUGUGCUACCCGUGUACUCUUGGCACAUUUCAAUAAAAUUGUUUGGAAAA
Molecule: messenger RNA, 2096 nt
Organism: Neomonachus schauinslandi (Hawaiian monk seal)
Lineage: Eukaryota; Metazoa; Chordata; Mammalia; Carnivora; Phocidae
Gene: HNRNPL
Product: heterogeneous nuclear ribonucleoprotein L
Biological process (GO): mRNA processing; regulation of RNA splicing
Cellular component (GO): nucleus
Molecular function (GO): mRNA binding
Source: RefSeq, a predicted model, not a curated record